GUUUUGUUCUCGCCCAAUGUUGCAAUUAGCUCGUUUUUCUUGCGAUCAUGGAGUAUGUUCGUUCAAUUUGGGAUUGCCUUGUAUCCAUAUGUAGCUGCUUGCAUUGCACAGAGGAUAUUAGUAGGACCGCACAGACCGAGACUGAACGAACACAUUUGCUAGCAAAUGACCAGCAAAACCAAAGUCCAGCCUUGCGCAGGACCAACUCUGAUCUAAACAAUGACUGUUCACAAUCGUUACCAAAAAAGGACGACCAGGAUGCGCUCUCGCGGUUGGUGCAGGACACUGCCAUCAACAUGAUUAAUGUUGGUGCCAUGGACUCACAUCACUUGGAGCACCAGGAGUAUACCGAUAAAAUAAAAUUAUACACCCAGCGUUUACAUCAACAAUGGAACAAUAUCCAGCAUCCUGGGAAUGUUCCGAAAGGACUUUUGAAGGAUAUGCCUAAUCAUCAGUUUUAUGUCUACAAGCCAGUUUAUUCGGAAGAUACCUCUCAGAUGAAAAAGUUCAUUGGGAAAUGCCAUAUUGGAGUUACGGAUAUCAAAAUAGAACAUAAGGAAGCAGUGGCUGUUGUAGUGCCGUUCCGGAUUCCUUAAUUAAUACAUUAACUUUGCGUUGUGCAUAUAUAAAAGUUAAAUUAGUUCGUCUGUAAUACCCAUCAGAGCUCUGGAAAAGCUGUUAACAAAAUAACAUUUAUAUAUAUUUAAAUACCUCUACAUCGAAAAUCGCAAGUUACUCAGACGCAUACAGCUACUAAAUACAUGUUUUGAUUUGUGACAUAAAUACUGGGUUGCCACCCGAAAACAUA
Molecule: messenger RNA, 808 nt
Organism: Scaptodrosophila lebanonensis
Lineage: Eukaryota; Metazoa; Arthropoda; Insecta; Diptera; Drosophilidae
Gene: Lamtor1
Exons: 4
Coding region: 48-596 (182 amino acids)
Biological process (GO): cholesterol homeostasis; positive regulation of TOR signaling; cellular response to amino acid stimulus
Cellular component (GO): membrane raft; late endosome membrane; Ragulator complex
Molecular function (GO): molecular adaptor activity; guanyl-nucleotide exchange factor activity
Source: RefSeq, a predicted model, not a curated record